CUUCCUUAUGCUGCUGAACAGUCGACACAAGUCAUAGCCUUACCAGAUUCUCAAAAAGAUGGCUAUUCCCCAGUGUUUCGAAACAAGAUCUCUGAAAAGAGCCUAUUUUCUAAUUUCCAUCCAAAGAUUCAAACUGCUUAUGAUAUCUUUAAUUACUCCCUUGAGCAGUACAGAGAUAAUGAUUGUUUGGCGUAUAGAAAACAAUCUUUGGAUGAGGAGACCAACCAACUUGAAUUCGACGAGUAUUAUACAUAUCUCAAGACUUAUGAAGUCGAUAAGUUGAGAUCUCAAAUCGGUUCUGGGAUCUUGUACUUAAUCAACAAUACCAACGAUAACAGUGAUUUGGCUCGUAUCGAUGUUAAUAAUUUUAUUGUCACUUUAUUUUUUCCUUCGUGUUAUCAGUGGGUUCUUGUUGAUUUAGCCUGUCAAGCUUAUUCAAUUGUUAAUACUGCUUUAUAUAGCACAUUGGGUUCCGAAUCGUCUGCUUAUAUUUUGGAUGUUACCAAAUCUCCUAUUAUAUUUCUUGAAAAGAGCAAAAUUAAAAAAAUAUUGGAGUUGAAAAAUGAGAAGAGUAUAAAUUCAUUGAAAAUUUUAAUAUCGAUAGAUGAUUUGAAUAUGGAUUUAGAUUAUGAUUUAUUCAAUGAGUGUUAUAAUUCAGGGGUUUUGUUAUAUGAUUUUAAAACGUUGAUCAAAAUCGGGAAAGAGAAUUUAUUGUCGCAUAUUCCUCCCAAUAGAAAUUCAACAUACACCAUUUCUUUCACCUCUGGUACUACAGGAGUGCCCAAGGGGGUUGUGUUAACUCAUGUUAAUGCUAUAGCAGCUUUUACUUCUAAUAGAUGCGUAAUUCAUAAUCCUGAGUCGAAUUAUAAGAAAUUAAAAUAUAUCAAUAUAUUGCCAUUGGCUCAUAUUUUAUCAAGAAAUCAUAUUACAUUUGAGUUUUCAAUGGGGUCAACAAUUUAUUUCCCACACAAUCCCAAUAAUCCCAAGACAUUUUUUGAAGAUAUUAAGAUUGUUAAGCCAUCACAUAUUAUAUUUGUACCAAGAAUCUGUACUAGGUUAGAGAUGGGAUUGAAGUCAAAAUUGACAUCAUCAAAGUUGUUAAAUGGGUUGGUGAAUUAUAAGAUGAAUAAAUUAAGAGAGGAAGAGUAUGAUUCGACGAAGAUUUCGCAUUUUUUUUAUGAUAAUCUUUUAUUCAACAAAAUCAAAAAGCAGUUUGGUUUUGAUAAUUUGAAAAUGAUGAUUGUGGGAGGAGCACCAACUCCUAAACAGACAUUGGAAUAUUUAUCAGCAGUUUUUGGAUGCGGAUUUAUUCAGGGAUAUGGAAUGACGGAAUCCCAUUCAGCUAUUUGCCAAACAGUUUUCAAUUAUGGUAAGACGUUUGGUACAAAUGGGGUUAUUGGGCCAAGUUGCGAAAUACGACUUCGGGAUGUUGUGGAGUUGGAUUACAGCUGGGAGAAGAACCGAUCUGGGGAGAUUUUGGUUAGAGGACCAUUGAUAUUUAAAGGGUAUUUUGGAAAAGAGGAAAACUUUGGAUUUGACGAUGAAGGAUGGUUUGGAACCGGAGAUAUUGGGACGUUGGAUGAGAAUUCGAAUGUUUUAAUUGUCGAUAGGAUAAAGAGUUUUUUCAAGUUAUCGCAGGGGGAAUAUAUUGCGAUUGAAAAAGUUGAAGCUGUUUAUAUCAAUAAUAAUACAAUCAUCAACCAGUUGUGUAUAUAUGGGGAUUCGAAUGAGAGUUAUUUGGUUGGAUUGAUAGGAUUGGAUGCAGACUAUUUAUCAAAGAUUUUGAAUGUGUCAGAUAAGGCUUUGGAGAGCUUAUCAAAGGAGAGUGUGAUUGGUAAAUUGAAUAAAGUUGAUAUAAGGACCAAAAUAUUGAAGCAAAUAGAGGGAAAUGUCAAAGGAAUGGGACUUCAAGGCUUUGAAAAGAUUAAAAACAUUUAUUUGGAUGUUGAGCCUUUCUCAGUCGACAAUAAAAUGUUGACUCCAACAUUGAAAAUCAAAAGGCAUGAAGUUCAAAAAGCGUUUAAAGAAAAGAUUGGUGAACUUUAUAAAGAGGGAAAACUUGCCAUCGACAGUAAAUUAUGA
Molecule: messenger RNA, 2082 nt
Organism: Ascoidea rubescens DSM 1968
Lineage: Eukaryota; Fungi; Ascomycota; Saccharomycetes; Ascoideales; Ascoideaceae
Product: acetyl-CoA synthetase-like protein
Exons: 1
Biological process (GO): long-chain fatty acid metabolic process
Cellular component (GO): membrane; endoplasmic reticulum
Molecular function (GO): long-chain fatty acid-CoA ligase activity
Source: RefSeq, a predicted model, not a curated record